AUGCUGACAAAGCCAUGUUGCUCGUUGUCUGCGACGUUCAUCAACGGUUGCAGCGAAUUGUAUACCGCUGGUUUGCCCAAUUUGAUUCACUUUCAGUCUUCCGGCCCAACUAUCGGUAGUUUUGUUGGUACAAAGAGCGUUGCACUGACAUUACCAUUCUUGUGCCCUCCGUUGAUUAUCAGUGACCUUGGAUUUUUGUUCGCCGCCAUAUUUCCUCAAGCCGUGUCAUCGGGGGAUGAAGGCGAUUCAUUUCCUUUACGUCGAUCACUGCCAUUCGAGGUCUUGUUGCAAGAUUGGCGGAGAUGUUGCAUGGGACGAGAUUAA
Messenger RNA from Marasmius oreades (fairy-ring Marasmius), 324 nucleotides. RefSeq lists its product as uncharacterized. Lineage: Eukaryota; Fungi; Basidiomycota; Agaricomycetes; Agaricales; Marasmiaceae. The transcript has 2 exons. The record is from RefSeq and is a predicted model, not a curated record. Bases 1 to 324 code for a protein of 107 amino acids.